This is a messenger RNA of Setaria italica (foxtail millet), 2350 nucleotides long. RefSeq names its product beta-glucosidase 12. The record is from RefSeq and is a predicted model, not a curated record. Bases 16 to 2238 code for a protein of 740 amino acids. Gene Ontology annotation, molecular function: beta-glucosidase activity. The transcript has 13 exons. Gene Ontology annotation, biological process: carbohydrate metabolic process. NCBI's taxonomy places the organism in Eukaryota, Viridiplantae, Streptophyta, Magnoliopsida, Poales, Poaceae.
UAUGAGGGUGGCGUGAUGGAGGGGGGCAGGGGACCAAGCAUCUGGGACACCUUCACUCAUCAGCACCCAGAUAAAAUCAUUGACAGAAGCAACGGGGAUGUGGCUGUGGAUUCUUACCAUCUCUACAAAGAAGAUGUGCGCCUCAUGAAGGAUAUGGGAAUGGAUGCAUACAGGUUCUCCAUCUCAUGGACAAGAAUACUUCCAAAUGGAAGUAUGAGCGGUGGAGUCGACAGAGAAGGCGUUAGAUACUACAACAAUUUGAUCGAUGAACUCUUGUUGAAAGGGGUGCAACCAUUUGUGACUCUUUUUCACUGGGACUCACCUCAGGUAUUAGAAGACAAAUAUGGAGGAUUUCUUAGUCCUAAUAUCAUAAACGACUAUAAGGACUACGCUGAAGUCUGCUUCAAAGAGUUUGGUGACCGAGUGAAACACUGGAUCACGUUCAAUGAACCCGGGGGCUUCUGUUCAGGAGGUUAUGCAUCUGGCGUGCUUGCACCAGGCCGAUGCUCGCCAUGGGAGCAGGGCAAGUGCAGCGCUGGGGACUCAGGAACGGAGCCUUACACUGUAUGUCAUCAUCAACUACUCGCCCAUGCAGAAACAGUGCGCUUAUACAAAGAAAAAUACCAGGCGAUCCAGAAAGGGAAGAUUGGAAUAUCAUUAGUCUCACUUUGGUUUCUCCCUUCGUCCCCAUCCAAAUGCAAUGAUAAUGCAGUGAGACGUGCCUUAGAUUUCACAUUUGGAUGGUUCAUGGACCCCCUUGUUAAAGGUGACUACCCGCUCAGCAUGAAAGGACUGGUGGGAAAUCGCUUGCCACAAUUCACAAAACAACAAUCUGAGACGAUCAAGGGUGCAUUUGACUUCAUCGGACUCAACUACUAUACCACGUACUACGCUAGCUCUGCUAACAACCUUCCUCCAAAUGGUCUUAACAAAAGCUAUAACACGGAUUCUCGUGCUAAUCUUUCCGGUGUUCGAAAUGGUGUCCCCAUAGGUCCUCAGGCUGGUUCGCCUUGGCUCUACAUGUACCCUCGAGGCUUUCGUGAGCUUCUACUUUAUGUUAAGGAAAACUAUGGCAACCCUGCUAUCUACAUCACUGAAAACGGCUUUGAUGAAGCCAACAACAUGAGCUUGCCACUCCAUGAAGCCUUGAAGGACGACACUCGGAUAGAGUACCACCACAAGCACCUCCUUGCCCUGCAUAGUGCCAUAAGGGAUGGAGCAAACGUGAAAGGAUACUUCGCAUGGUCGCUGCUAGAUAACUUCGAGUGGGCGUACGGCUACACAGUCCGGUCGCUCUCCCAGCCCCAGCCCCAGCCCAACCGAGACCUCCCGGCGCUGAUCAAGAUCAGGGAGCAGUUCGGCAACCCGGCCGUGCUGUCGGGCUGGCGGCCCGGCGGCACGGCCUGCGCCUGGCCCGUGUCCUGCAACGAGCAGGGCCGCGUGACCAAGAUCUUCCUCACCAACUACAACAUCACGUCCACGCUCCCGCCGGCCUUCGGCGAGCUCGACCAGCUGGAGACCCUCAGCAUCAUCAACAUGCCGGGCCUGCACGGGCCCAUCCCGGACACCUUCGGCAACCUCGCGCACCUCUCCAUCUUCAACCUCAUGGUCACCUCUGUCUCGGGCCCCAUCCCGUCCUCCCUCUCCCGCACCAACCUCACCUCCGUCAGCUUCCUCCGGAGCAAGCUCAACGGCACCAUCCCGAGGUCGCUGCGGCGGCUGCCGUACCUGACCUUCUUCGACGCCGCGCACAACGACCUCGAGGGGCCCAUCCCGCCGCUGCUGGUGCGCGACAGCACGCCGGACCGGCCGCUGGGCCUGAUGCUGGACGGGAACCGGCUGUCCGGGACCAUCCCCUGGACGUACGCGCUGGAGAGGAACUGGAUGCAGUUCAGGGUGGCCAACAACAAGCUCACCGGGGACGCGUCGUUCCUCUUCGGCCGGCGGAAGACGAUGGCCGGGACCAUGGACCUGUCCGGGAACAGGUUCAGGUUCAACCUGUCGGGGGUGGAGUUGCCCCAGCACCUGAUGUUCCUCAACCUCAGCCACAACCGGAUCUACGGCGGCGUGCCGGCGUCGCUGCGGGAGUCGAAGGUGGCCGUGCUGGACCUCAGCUACAACCAGCUGUGCGGGGAGAUACCCACCGGCGGGCAUAUGGUGCAGUUCAAGGCGGCGGCGUACGAGCACAACAAGUGCCUGUGUGGGACGCCGCUGCCGCCCUGCGCCAACGGCAGCUGAGGUGACCCGAAGCUGUCGUUCUUGUCGUGUUAUGUUCAGCUAUUUCAAACUUGCUUCUCCGUUCAUAAAGAUAGGAUAUUUAGGACAUACAAAGUAGUUCAUUGCAUGAUAC